Messenger RNA from Manduca sexta (tobacco hornworm), 1353 nucleotides. RefSeq lists its product as uncharacterized. Gene Ontology annotation, molecular function: zinc ion binding; nucleic acid binding. The coding region runs from base 104 to 667 and encodes 187 amino acids. Lineage: Eukaryota; Metazoa; Arthropoda; Insecta; Lepidoptera; Sphingidae. The transcript has 2 exons. The record is from RefSeq and is a predicted model, not a curated record.
CUUGCAACCCAAACCGAGCAUUCUUGCCGAAAGAUUUAAAUUUCGGCAAAGAUUACAAAAGGAAGGCGAAAGCAUCGCAGAAUACGUCGCAAUUUUAAAAAAAAUGUCUAAAUCUUGUGAAUUCGGAGGCGGGUUAGACGAAAGCAUGCGCGAUCAACUAGUAUGCGGCAUCAAUAGUGAAAUAAUCAGACAGCGGCUUUUUGCGGAGGAAAAGUUGGAUUAUGCGAAGGCCUAUAAAUUAGCUGUCAGUAUAGAGGCCGCGGAGAAAAAUGCUGCAAUUGUAGAGGGUCAGGCACGACCAUCAGCGCCUGUCGAAACUAAAUGCCUAGCUAUUAAGAACAUGCGGCGAAACACGGUACGUCCAUGGGGCCCAGCAAAGGAUCAUGUAGCAUCGACGCAUCGUAACAAGUUGAAUGUCGGCACAACAACAGAAGUAUCGUCGGAGCCAGCAGAGCGCGGCCGUCCUUAUCAGCAGUGCGGGGUGUGUGGGAGAUCACACCACACAGCUAGCUGCAAGUUUGCUAAGUAUUUUUGCAGGGUGUGUAAUAAACAAGGGCAUCUGAAACGUGUAUGUCCCCAAUUGACGAGUCAGAACUAUGUGGCACAAACAGAAGACAUUGGAAGUGCAAUAGACAGUGAUGCAAGCGAUGAGUUCCAGAUAUUGUAAAGUCUUCGAGGACGGGUUGGGCUGUUUCACCGGUGGGCCAGUAAGCAUCCACGUGCGUGAGGGGGCGCGCCCUGUGUACAUGCGGGCGCGACCACUGGCGUACGCAAUGAGAGCACCGGUGGAGCGUGCCCUAGACCAGCUGGUGCAGGACGUUAUCCUCACGCCCGUCGACCGUUCUGACUGGGCAACACCAAUAGUACCUGUGGUAAAAAAAGAUGGUAACAUCAGAAUCUGUGCCGAUUAUAAGCUUACUUUAAACAAGGUGUUGGAAAUUGACCGUUACCCUGUACCGCGAGUAGAGGACUUGCUGACACGUUUACAUGGGGGUGAAAGAUUCAGCAAAAUAGACCUUUCACAAGCCUAUGCCCAAUUAGAAUUAGAUGAAUCAAAAAAAUACACAGUCAUAAAUACUCAUAAGGGUUUAUUUAUGUAUAAUCGGUUAGUAUAUGGUUUAGCUUCGAGCCCAGGUAUUUUUCAAAGACGAUUAGAACAAAUGUUUGCAGAUAUGCCAAAUGUUGGGGUUUUCCUUGAUGACAUAAUAAUUACAGGCCUAGAUACUCAUUGUCAUAUAGAUACAUUGCAUAAAGUAUUUCAAAGGUUACAACAUUAUGGGUUAAAAGUUAAGAGAGAGAAAUGUAGUUUUUUUAAAGAGUCAAUCAGUUUCUUAGGUUAUGUUAUAAGCAAAG